Molecule: messenger RNA, 428 nt
Organism: Saprolegnia diclina VS20
Lineage: Eukaryota; Oomycota; Saprolegniomycetes; Saprolegniales; Saprolegniaceae
Exons: 1
Coding region: 7-381 (124 amino acids)
Source: RefSeq, a predicted model, not a curated record
GCCACGAUGGCGACGAACCAACGCGCCUGUCCCAUGGUCCUGGGCCUUCGGCACGCCCUCACAUCGAUCGUUCAAUGCCUCCAGUCGCCAGGCGACGUCGUUGCCUUUCUGAGUGCACUGCCACCUGCCUCACUGGACGAACCACUCGCAGCAAUCUUGGAGCUGCUGGCGCGACCAAGCAUGGUGGCCCACAAGUGGCCAGAGCUCAACCUCGACAACUUGACGGCCAUCGACACCCCGCUGGCUCGUUUGGCGCUACCCGUGUUCACGUCGGUGCGCAGCUCGGAACUUUGGCUCUACAAGUGCCUAUCGACUACGCCACCCUCCGACGAUGACGACGACGACGAUGACGAUGACGAUGACGACGACAUGGGUCAAUAAUACUUUAUUAUUGACCCAUGACGACGAUGACGACGACGAUGACGACG